This is a messenger RNA of Caenorhabditis briggsae, 1623 nucleotides long. It is a transcript of the gene Cbr-cct-6, whose product is annotated as Protein CBR-CCT-6. The transcript is spliced from 6 exons. Gene Ontology annotation, molecular function: ATP binding; ATP-dependent protein folding chaperone; ATP hydrolysis activity. Gene Ontology annotation, cellular component: chaperonin-containing T-complex. Bases 1 to 1623 code for a protein of 540 amino acids. Lineage: Eukaryota; Metazoa; Nematoda; Chromadorea; Rhabditida; Rhabditidae. The record is from RefSeq and is a predicted model, not a curated record. Gene Ontology annotation, biological process: protein folding.
AUGUCUUCCAUCCAGUGCCUGAAUCCGAAGGCCGAAUUAGCCAGGCAUGCGGCCGCUCUCGAGCUCAACAUCAGCGGAGCUCGUGGACUUCAAGACGUUAUGAGAUCGAACCUUGGACCAAAGGGAACUCUUAAAAUGCUCGUUUCUGGAGCUGGAGAUAUCAAGUUGACCAAGGAUGGAAAUGUCCUGCUUCACGAAAUGGCUAUCCAACAUCCAACUGCUUCAAUGAUUGCAAAGGCAUCGACAGCACAAGAUGAUGUUACCGGUGAUGGAACCACUUCUACUGUUCUUUUGAUUGGAGAGCUUCUGAAGCAAGCCGAAUCUCUUGUUCUUGAGGGACUUCACCCACGUCUUGUCACAGAAGGAUUCGAGUGGGCCAACGCCAAGACGCUUGAGUUCCUCGAGAAGUUCAAGAAGGAGGCUCCAGUUGAGCGUGAUCUUCUUGUAGAAGUCUGUCGUACUGCACUUCGCACAAAACUCCAUCAAAAGCUUGCAGAUCACAUCACAGAAUGCGUUGUUGAUGCUGUACUGGCUAUCCGUCGUGAUGGUGAGGAGCCAGAUCUUCAUAUGGUUGAAAAGAUGGAAAUGCAUCAUGACAGUGAUAUGGACACCACUCUUGUUCGCGGAUUGGUUCUCGACCAUGGUGCCCGUCACCCAGACAUGCCACGACACGUCAAAGACGCCUACAUUCUUACCUGCAACGUUUCUUUGGAAUACGAGAAGACUGAGGUUAACUCUGGACUUUUCUACAAAACUGCCAAGGAACGCGAAGCUCUUCUUGCCGCUGAGCGUGAAUUUAUCACCCGUCGUGUUCACAAGAUCAUCGAGUUGAAGAAGAAGGUUAUCGACAAUUCACCAGAUGGAAAGAACAAGGGAUUCGUUGUCAUCAACCAGAAAGGAAUCGACCCACCGUCUCUUGAUCUGUUGGCAGCUGAAGGAAUUCUUGCCCUUCGCCGUGCUAAGAGACGCAAUAUGGAAAGACUUCAGUUGGCUGUCGGUGGGGAAGCUGUCAACUCUGUCGACGACUUGACACCAGAAGAUCUUGGAUACGCUGGACUUGUCUAUGAGCAUUCGCUCGGAGAGGAGAAGUACACCUUUAUCGAGGAGUGCCGUGCUCCAAAAUCUGUUACUCUUCUCAUCAAGGGACCCAACAAGCACACUAUCACUCAAAUCAAGGAUGCCAUUCAUGAUGGUCUUCGUGCUGUUUUCAACACUAUUGUUGACAAGGCUGUACUUCCUGGAGCCGCUGCUUUCGAAGUUGCCGCCUAUGUUAUGCUCAAGAAUGAAGUGGCAAACUUGAAGGGAAGAGCCAAGCUCGGAGCUGAAGCUUUUGCCCAAGCUCUGCUGGUUAUUCCAAAGACGUUGGCUGUGAAUGGAGGAUAUGAUGCUCAGGAGACACUUGUCAAGUUGAUUGAGGAGAAGACUGCUGCUGGACCAGACCUCGCUGUUGGACUUGAUCUUGAAACCGGAGACGCUGUUGAACCACAAGGAAUCUGGGAUAAUGUGACAGUGAAGAAGAACAGUAUUUCCUCGGCUACCGUACUGGCCUGCAACCUUUUGCUUGUCGAUGAAGUGAUGCGCGCUGGAAUGACCAAUUUGAAGACACCACAGCAAGCAGAAUAA